Messenger RNA from Cydia pomonella (codling moth), 2109 nucleotides. RefSeq lists its product as uncharacterized. The record is from RefSeq and is a predicted model, not a curated record. The transcript is spliced from 3 exons. NCBI's taxonomy places the organism in Eukaryota, Metazoa, Arthropoda, Insecta, Lepidoptera, Tortricidae. Bases 736 to 2109 code for a protein of 457 amino acids.
UCGCGUGGUCCGAUCGACUAGUCCGAUCAAUCGGAAUACGAAGUUUUUUUUUUCCUGUUGGCUCGAUUGAUCGGACUAUAAAGACUUAGAAAAUCCUGUCAGUCCUACUAUCGGUGUAAUGGGAUUUUAAAAGUUCGUCUAGUUCGAUCGAUCGAACCACGAGGACGUUUUUUUUCCUGUUGCAUCGACUGAUCGGACGUAACCGUAGACUUGAUAUUUUUCUAAGUCCGGAUGACACAUAAAGGUUAUCUAAACUCAUUACUAGACACUGGCAUUUGAUAAACUUUCUUGAAUUUUAUUUGAUGCGAUGUCAGUAGGAACCUAAUGUCAACAUCUGAUCAAUAUCAAUUUAUUAAACUGGACGGACGGAAGAUGGAAGAAAUAAUAGAUCACAACGAAAUCGUUUUCUUACGCCGUAAAGGUGGUUGUGUAUUACUAAAUAAGGGGCAUCAAUAUCAUAAAAAUAAAAAGUAUAAAAAAGGGCCGUCAGUAUGGAUAUGCUGUAAUAAAAAAAAAACAAAAAUGCCGCGGAACGAUUACCAUUCAUGUAAGUUUUAAUCAAUUUAUUACAGUUUUUAGACCAUAAUAAAAGUGAAUUAUGAUUUGUUAAUAGUAAUAAGAUUUAUUUAUGCUAAGCUCGUCCUUUAUUAUUUCACACAGGGUGUGCGGAUCUUACAAAAGAAGCCACACGACCGUUGCGUUCCAGAUUAUACAAAAAAUGAACUAGAUUAUCAAAUGGGAAAGAUGCGGAAUGCAGCGAGAAACUCGUUAGAUCCUAUUAAAAGCAUAUACGAACAGCACACAAUACCGUUGAGAGACGCCGGUACUGAUUUAAUAGCUAAAAUUCCUAGUUAUAGCUCCGUGAAAUCUGGUCUGUAUAAUGGUAGAAAACAAGCAGCCGGUGUAACAAAAUUAACAUUUCAACACCCCGCCGAGGUUGAGGUCCCGCUAAAAUUUGACGACUUUAAAUUGGAAGAGUAUAGAUGUGAUGAAACUUGCAUAAUAACAUUCUGCUCAGAAGAAGCUAAAAAAAGGAUUAACACCUAUAAGAUAUUUUAUGGCGACGGUACGUUCCACAGUUGCCCAUCACCUUUUCAACAGUUGUACACAAUUCACGGGGAUGUCGGGUCCACCACCGAUAGUCUUAACAUCGUUCCUUUGAUUUAUGUGUUCAUGACGGACAGUACAACACAAAGCUACGUUACUGUUUUUAACAUAAUUAAACGACACUUGCCAGGAUUUAAUCCGUCACAGUUUAUGACUGACUACGAAACUGCAGCAAUGAAUGCCAUCUCCGAAGUAUUUCCGCAAGCUACAGUAAAAGGAUGCUGGUAUCACUAUGCCAGAGCCAUACAGAGAAAGGCCAAUAAGUUGCAAAUUACAAAAAGGCAACAUGACAAGAGAAUUGUUGCUUUGACACAAGUGCUACCAUUUUUACCGGUUGAUUUAAUACUCGAAGGAUGGGAAUACAUCUUGGGUGACCUAUACGAUUCGGAUGAUCACGAAAUGUUUGAAUUUAAAAAAUACUUUGAGGAGCAAUGGUUGAAUCCUAUUCAAUUUAAAGAAAAGUGGUCUGUAUACCGGGAGCUUGUCAGGACAAAUAAUUGUCUAGAAGGAUGGCACAGUAAAAUUAAUGGUCUCGUGGGCAAAAGAAAACGACCAAGCCUACUAAAAUUACUGUCCAUUUUAAAAAUAGAUGCUGAUUAUUAUAUGAUCAAGAUGAAAGGUGGGCUUCGUGAGAAACGAAAGAAAAAUACUAUAAAACGACAAGAAUUUAUUGAGAAAACGUUUGUUAUGCUAGAAGUUACCGUUGAAGUACUCCCGAUACCAUAUUUGCAAAAAGCCAUGAUGUUAUCAAAAUACAACUUCUACCUGCCGCCACAUUCACGAGUGUGCCGCCAACAUAUCGAUGCUGAAAACUGGGACUGCGUCAUUAACGCCAUAAAAUUCCGCGUCGAAAAGCUAGCCAUACACGGACGGUUUUGCCCGUCGGAUCAGCCCGCCAGAUGUACCGCCAGCGGGCACAUCCGUGCGUGUGUGUCGAGAAAUAUAGAUACGGAUCUGCCCGCCGGGCACCCGUCCGCAGGCAAAUCCGUCGGUGUGUGGUGA